GAGGCAUAGUCGUGCGGCGGGAACAAAAGCAGAUGUCUGCCCCCCCACCUCUCCCUGACUCUGGAUAAAGGGAUGCAUUUGUGCUUCCCCCAGCAUUGCUGGAGAAGGGCCGGUCUGUGCUUUCUAGGGGGCUUGGCUCCAUGCAGCCUUGGAGAGCGCUGUAGCAAAAGAAAACCCGUGGAGGGGGAGCAGAGCUGCGGCAUCGCUAGAUCCACAUGGAAGGACACGACUUGCGGUCCAGGAUGCAUCGGCCAAUAAAGGAAGAACCCAGUUAUGGAACAGGCAGCCUUGAGAAUGCAACUCGGGACCCAAGCCAAGAGCAGCUGCAUGUGAAGCUCUGUAGUGGGUCCUGCCAUGCCGAGCAGAUCCUCCAGACGCUGAACUCCUAUCGGCAGAGUGGCAUCUUCACGGAUGUGGUGCUCGCAAUUGAUGGGCAGGAGUUCCCUUGCCACCGUGCCACCUUGUCGGCUAACAGCACCUAUUUUCGAGCCAUGUUUGGGGGCCAUCUCAAGGAAGGCCACCAAGACGUUGUUACCAUCCAGAAGAUCUCUGCCUCCAGCAUGAGCCUCCUCCUCGAUUACAUGUAUGGGGGAAAUAUCAUCCUCCAGGAAGACAAUGUUGAAGGCAUCUUGGAGCUCUCCGACUUGCUUCAGAUCUCUCAGCUCCGGGAUGCUUGCAUCCGCUUCCUCGAAGGCCAGCUUCACCCCUGCAACUGCUUAGGCAUGAUGAAGUUUGCUGACUCAUUUGCUAUUGCAUCCCUGGCGGAAAAGAGCAAGAGGUUCCUGCUGGAGUGUUUCGUGGAGGUGUCGUCCCACGAAGAGUUCCUGGGGCUGAGUGCAAAGGAGCUGGCUGGGUACCUGUCCGACGAGCAUCUGGUGGUCCCCAGGGAGGAGGUGGUCUUUGAGGCGGCCAUGCGAUGGGUACGGCAUGAUGCAGCUGCCAGGAAGGUGGCCCUGAAGGACCUGCUGGAGCACGUGCGCCUCCCUCUGCUGGACCCCACGUAUUUCCUGGAAAAGGUCGAGACGGAUGAACUCAUCCAGGACUCCAGAGAGUGCAUCCCUUUGCUACAUGAGGCGCGCAAGUACUACAUCCUUGGGAACGAGGUUGACUCCCUGCGAUCCAGGCCGAGGAGGUUCAUGGACUUAGCAGAGGUCAUUGUCGUUAUUGGGGGCUGUGACAAGAAAGGCCUCCUGAAGCUCCCUUUCACUGACAUGUACCACCCCAAGAGCAGGCAGUGGACGGCGCUGUCCAGUCUGCCCGGAUAUACCAAGUCGGAGUUUGCUGCCUGCGCCCUGAAGAAUGAUGUGUACAUAUCAGGAGGGCACAUCAACAGCAGUGAUGUCUGGGUGCUCAGCUCCCAGCUCAACGUGUGGAUCAAAGUCGCCUGCUUGCAGAAAGGCAGGUGGAGGCACAAAAUGGCAACUCUUCAGGGAAAGAUCUAUGCCGUCGGUGGGUUUGAUGGCUUUUACCGCCUCUCCAGUGUUGAAUGCUACGAUACUUUCUCCAAUCGUUGGUCAAUUUUGGCACCUUUGCCCCAAGCGGUGAGCUCAGCAGCCGUCGUCCCCUGUCUCAACAAGCUAUAUGUGCUCGGGGGUGCUGUGGAUGACAGUGUGAACUCAGACAAGGUCCAGUGUUACGAUCCUGAAGCAAACAAGUGGACGCUCCUGUCUCCCACCCCCUUCUCUCAGAGGUGUAUUAAUGCCGUGUCUUUGGACAACAGGAUUUACAUUGUGGGUGGGCUUCUGAGUAAAAUCUUCUGCUAUGACCCCAAGGAAGACACCUGGAGGGAAGUGGCCGCUCUCCCGGGACCUCUGGAGAGCUGUGGUGUGACGGUUUGCGGUGGCAAGAUCUACAUCCUGGGAGGCCGGGAUGAAAACGGGGAGGGCACCGACAAGGCCUUCACCUUUGACCCAGCCACGGGGCAAGUGGAGCAGCAGCCCCCGCUGCAGCGCUGCACCAGUUACCACGGCUGUGUGACCCUCCUCCAGCGUGUCAGCAGAUGAUCUCCGUCUGGAAGAUGAGCAGAGAUUCACUAUAGACCCCAGGUUCCCAUUGGGCUGCAGAGGGAAGGGCUCUGUUUUGCAGAUGCGUGCAUGUGUAACCCACUGGGUGGUAUGUGUUGUGUGUCCCCGCUCUGUGCACAGCUCACAGAAGAUGUGAAUCUCCCCUGACCCCAGUGCAGAACCUGGAUCUUUUCCUUCAAAUUGGAAAGAGGCAUGGGUUUAGCACUGGGACAUUAAUAGGGUCAUAGAAAAUGAAGGUGUGAAGGGACCUCAGGAGGUCACAUCUAGUCCAACCCCCUGCUCAGAGCAGGACCAGCCCCAACUAUAUCAUCCCAGCCAAGGCUUUGUCUAGCUGGGUAUUAAAAAACUCCAAGGAUGGAGAGUCCACCACCUCCCUGGGUAACCUGUUCCCCUCCUACCAAUGCAGCCCUGUAUGUAGUUAGUCUUCCUGGCAACAAGGGCACACUGUUGGCUCAUAUUCAACUUAUUAUCCACUGUAACCACUCCUCAUCUCAUCCAAGCUGUUGACCAAGAUAGUGGCCUUCUCACACACAUGGUGAGCAUGUCCCAUUAACCCUGGGGAUAUGCGCCUGGCUUUGGAAAGCAAGCAAAAUUUUCAGCAGGAUCCCUGACAAGGUCAACUGGUAAAAAAACCCAAAAUUUGAAUCUUCUGUCCUAACUCUGGCCAAACCUUCAGGCAAUCCCAAUCUAUGCCAGGCUACGUGCUCUGUACAUACAGUAGACUUAUUUCUGCACUCACACCCCAUAAAAACAUACGGCGCAGAAUUCAGGACCCAGAAGAGCUGGGGGAUUGCUGCCUCUUCCCAAAUGCCUUUUUUGUGGCUUGAUUGCCAGUGUAGUGGCCUGUUACUGAGAGAAGUAGGAAGUGUGCGGAUCUGGGACUUCUCCACUCCAGGCUGGUGCUCUACCAUCCAGGUGAAGAAGCCCAUGAUUUGUAUGUGCUCUCAUUUAAAAAAAGAAAAUAAACAUUGAAAAGCUUUUGGUUUCACAUCCUCUUCCUCCCCACCCCUUAGUGGGACGAAACCAAGCUUUGAAUGCAUCUAAAAUGACCACACAACAUUACCACCACCUUCAGGUCAGCUCUGCUAUUUGAUUCUCACACUUUCCCCACUGCCUUUUCCAAGUUCCUCAUUGUCCUUUCCACUUUGGUUCAGUGAACAUGAAUGCACAGAAAGGUAGAAUGAGCAUCAUUUAUACUGAGGGAAGGAGCCCACUUUUCACGUAUGGCCGGUAUUAUGUGUGUUGUGUGGUUGUCGAUGUGGAAACUGAGCCACAAAUGCUCAUGUCGUCCUCUUGUUCCCGGUCCUGAUGUUCAUCUGUGUGGUACAAUGUCACUUGCCUGUAUGCUGUAUGCUAAAUGCUGAGUUUUUUAAUAAUUUUUUUUAGAAAUAAAUGUUUGCAAUCACUUUAA
Messenger RNA from Alligator mississippiensis (American alligator), 3435 nucleotides. It is a transcript of the gene KLHL35, whose product is annotated as kelch like family member 35. Lineage: Eukaryota; Metazoa; Chordata; Crocodylia; Alligatoridae. The record is from RefSeq and is a predicted model, not a curated record. The coding region runs from base 216 to 2003 and encodes 595 amino acids. Gene Ontology annotation, molecular function: protein binding. The transcript is spliced from 7 exons.